GUCUGAACGAGAAGAAGGGAGAACGCCCUCUAGCGGGGGGGGGACCUGGCUCUCUUGGAUGGGGUGAAUGCAAGAAGCGCAUGGAGACGACGAGCAAUUCGAGCAAUCAACGAUCAACCUGUACGUUUGACAUCACGGCAGAGACGCUUCGCUUCUACUCGAACAAUCAUCAGAUUCGCGUAAACAUGUCUUCAGAAGCCUCUACCUCGAACGCCAUACAACAAACUCGGCGCGAUAACGAACACCUCGUCAUCUCGGACGACCCCGAACAUCCUGCAAACUUGAUCCCUGAGCUGUGUCGCGGUUUCUACCAACUCGGCUGGGUAACCGGCACAGGCGGCGGAAUCUCCAUCCGGCAUUCCACCUCUGACCAAAACCUCGUCUACUUGGCGCCCUCUGGCGUUCAAAAGGAACGAAUCACCCCUUUAGACCUCUUCGUGCUCCCUUAUGAUCAACCUACCGUCCCCCGCGCUGGUACAAAGAGGACGACGCUAAGGGAACCGAAGAAGCAGGGAUUAAAGGAGAGCGCUUGUACGCCCCUCUUCUGGAACGCUUUCAGGUUGAGGGAUGCCGGGGCCUGUAUCCAUACGCAUAGUCAGCAUGCAGUAAUGCUCACCCUCCUCCUCCCCCGUACCGCAAAAUCCUUCAAGAUCUCCCAUAUGGAGAUGAUCAAGGGCAUGCGCCUAGCCGGUACAGGCAAAGCGCUGGCGUACUUUGAUACGCUCGAGAUUCCGAUCAUUGAGAAUACGGCAGACGAGGAGGAUCUGACGGGUGGGAUGGAGGCGGCUAUGAACGAGUACCCCGAGUCGGGGGUCGUCUUGGUGCGACAACACGGGAGCUACAACUGGGGCAAGACCUGGGAACAAGCCAAGACACAGGCGGAAUGCGCCGAUUACCUGUUCGAGAUGGCCGUCAAGAUGAUCCAAGCAGGGAUCCCGCUCGUAGGGGAAGACAAGACGCCAAGCAAGCCUUUCUUCUAGGCUGGGCUCGGUCCGGGCUAAGUACGCGCGUUACAGGGCGGGUAUGCGGCGGGGUGGCUGUAUCGAAUUGGUCAAGAACAACGACGUGGUAAUAUGUAUGAUACCCUCAAGAGCGACGCGAUUGACGACGGCGACGGGAAACAAAGUCUGUCUCUUCCUGCUGCAGAUCCCGCACGGAUUCCGCUUCAUGCAAAUUUCUGGCUAUAUAUAGUGAGCAAGCGCCAUCGCCAAGAUCACCUGGGCAACGAAGCCCGGGUGCCGACUGAACGGCUUGACAGUAGGUCUGUGCUUGAAUCCGCUUAGCAGUCUUUAUUCCCUUUACGCGCAAAUUAAACGGAAAUUUUGCAUUUCCUUUUUGCCUCUUUGCGUUUUUACUCGGCUCGACUUGUUUG
Molecule: messenger RNA, 1372 nt
Organism: Filobasidium floriforme
Lineage: Eukaryota; Fungi; Basidiomycota; Tremellomycetes; Filobasidiales; Filobasidiaceae
Product: cytoplasm protein
Exons: 7
Coding region: 81-980 (299 amino acids)
Cellular component (GO): cytoplasm
Molecular function (GO): methylthioribulose 1-phosphate dehydratase activity; metal ion binding
Source: RefSeq, a predicted model, not a curated record